Molecule: messenger RNA, 3008 nt
Organism: Ectocarpus sp. CCAP 1310/34
Lineage: Eukaryota; Phaeophyceae; Ectocarpales; Ectocarpaceae
Source: the annotation of a GenBank genome assembly
AUGCCCCUGUUCAUGUCCAACAAAGACGUGUGCGUGGAGGCGGUUACGGGGUCCGGUAAAACCCUCGCGUUCGUCGUACCGGCGAUCGAGAUGAUCCUGAGAAGGGAGGUAGACCUCAAGCGUAACCAAGUCGGGGCCAUCAUACUCACCCCAACGAGGGAGCUCGCGAACCAGAUUUUCGGGGUGGUCUCCAAGUUUUCGGAGGCGUUGGACGAGGCGAAACCGCUGCUGCUCGUUGGUGGCACGAGCGUGGAGGAAUGCUUGGCUGCCUUCCGGAAGGGCGGGGCAAGCAUCUUGGUGGGGACGCCCGGCCGAGUCGAGGACAUGCUCAACAACUACAACGUAUUCGACACUCGCGAACUGGAAGCACUUGUUCUGGAUGAGGCCGACACUCUCCUCGACAUGGGCUUCGCCGGUACCCUCAACUCCAUCUUUUCCCUGCUGCCCAAGCAGCGCAGGACUGGCCUCUUCUCCGCCACGCAGACGCGAGAGACGAAGGCCUUAGCCCGGGCGGGUCUCCGAAACCCGGCAACCGUUUCUGUAGCGGUAAGAUCGAAGUCGGGAGAGGCAGGGGCAGGAGGGGUCCUCGGCCAGAAAACUCAGGCGACGCCUUCUUCGCUGGAAAACUUCUACAUUGUGUGCGAGCCGGAGGAAAAGCUAGCGCAGCUUGUGGGUUUCCUGAAGGCCCGUCCGGAAGGAGAGAAGACGAUCGUUUUCCUCUCAACGUGCGCCGGCGUGGACUUCUUCAGCAAGACUCUGUCCCAGCUGCCGGCCGUCAAGGCGCUGGGGCUCCGCGUGGAGAGCUUACACGGAAGGAUGGUUCAGAAGCGAAGAACUGCGGUGUACCAACGCUUUCUAUCCCAAGAGGGGGGACUGCUGGUUUGCACAGACGUGGCCGCCCGUGGGAUCGACAUCCCCGACGUGGCCUGGAUCGUACAGUUCGACCCGCCUCAAGACCCUAGCUACUUCGUGCACCGGGUGGGGCGCACGGCCAGAGCCGGGAAAAAAGGCCGGUCGCUGACACUGCUAUGCCCCGCCGAGGACGCCUACAUCCCCUUCCUCGCCAAUCGAAAGGUGCCUCUUCGAGAGAUGGAGGCGUUUUCCAGCGUGAACGCAUCCGAAAUUUUGGAAGAGGUUAAGGACAUGGUCAAGGCUGACAGGGAUGUGCUGGAAAAGGGAACCAAGGCCUUCAUCUCGUUCAUCAGGGGCUACAAGGAGCACCAGUGCAGCUUCAUCUUCAGGUUCAACGACCUCGACCUGGCCGCCGUGGCGCGUGCGUUCUGCCUCUUGCGGCUGCCCAAGAUCGCGGAGCUGAGCGACCCGGCCGUGGCGGAGAGCUUCGAAAAGGAGAAGGCGGUUGACUUCACGGCAAUCAAGUACGCGGACAAGGCUCGCGAGAAGGCCCGGCAAAAGAAGCUUGUCCGCCAAAACGAGGAGAACAAGCAGCGCGCGAUCGAGGAGGAGGAAGAGGCCCGUCGAGCGGAAAAAGAGAUCGCCGCGGGCGGUGGAAAGAAUAUCGCCUCCAGUAGGGAAGAGGGCAGCAAGAGGAAACGCAAGGGGCGGCAUCAGCAGCUCCUCGAGGAGUGGGACGACUUGGCCAACGAGGAACGACUGUACAAAAAGCUCAGGAACAAGAAGUUGACACGCGAAGAGUACGACCAGGAGCUCCGAAAACACUCGGGAAAAAACGCUUUUGGCGAGGAGGAGGAGGAGGAGGACGCCACUGCUGCUAACGCUAGCAGCGACGACGACGACGACGACAGCGGUGGCAAGCACGCCGGCGGCGGCAGCGGUAGCAGUACCCCGGCCUCGUCUAACCAGGGGGCGAAGGGGAAGUGGAAGGGGGCGACGGGGGCCCCGUGCCCGAAGCAGCGGACGUGGGGUACGGGGGGGGGCGCAAAGAGCGGUGGCCGCGGGGCGAGAGGGAGGGGCAGAGGGAGAGGCAGAGGUCGGGGGGGUAGGGGGAACAGCCGUGGGGGGGGACGAGGGGUGCGGUAGACCGGGACGUUAGGUGCCGUAGUAUCGGAUGUGCAUGUUUUGUCGUGACGAUGAACGAUUGCCAGCUGCGCACGUGUGGCGUCGGUUGUAUUGUCCUCCUCCCGAACCCGUUUUAUGGUGUCAUAGUUGCUGCUGAUGUCGGAGGCCGUACUAUGGGUUGUCGCUGUUUGGGGUUGCUUUCGUGUACUUGCGUGUUGGUGUAAAAGGAGUAAGGUUAGGGAUGGAGGAACGACAAACAGCAAGCAGUAUUGACCCCGCUCCCAUCCCCAUUCCCCAAUCGUUGUGGUCGCCUCUUCUGCCGGGUAGAUUAUGGAUUCUUUGCCUCAGGGUUCGUGUUCCUUGUUGUUCGCGGCGUUAUCUGUGAUCUCUUUCGCGUUUUAAUGCUUUGCAUCGACCGCGAUCAUCAGCUGACCGAUGAAAAUUCGUCAGUCUCGGUACGAUUGACAACACACAAUUAAAUGCUUCUUGCAGGUCAUGAUCUGGAACCCCUCGUGUGUGUGGGAGGGAGAUUGGGAAAAAAUUGACUCGGAAACCUUGGAGGCGUUGUGUACCAUCCAUCAUGGUGGGUGGGGCAUACAGCAGUUGGAAUACCUGCUGUUCGAAGGCUCGGUAAUUAAAAUGUUCGCGUACGGCUGCUGUUUUGGUGUUUGUGUCGCCAUUGACCGCAAGGUGUUGUUUAUUCGUGGCCCAAUUAACGCAGAGGGGCGCAGGGGGGCGGGGAUGUCUCAUUUUCGCCCCAGGACAGGAAGAGAAAAGCUUUCAGAGCAGAGGUUCGGCCGAACCCACGCAUGGCGUGUGGGUCGGCGCCGCAAGACACCACCUGAGUCGAGUUGUUCAUCGGAUGUUUGCCAACUUUUGUUGUCCGGUAGUCCCCUUUCUCCUGGACGUCGGACGUUUACAGCUUUCAUUAGGAAACUUGCUUUGAAUAACGAUCGAAGUAACCAAUGAUGAUGCGCCUUAGACUUGCUACAUGCCGAAGCCGUGGACUGGGACACGUUGGAAAAUAGCAC